Messenger RNA from Wasmannia auropunctata (little fire ant), 1872 nucleotides. RefSeq lists its product as uncharacterized. The record is from RefSeq and is a predicted model, not a curated record. The transcript has 5 exons. NCBI's taxonomy places the organism in Eukaryota, Metazoa, Arthropoda, Insecta, Hymenoptera, Formicidae. The coding region runs from base 1 to 1872 and encodes 623 amino acids.
AUGCAGCCGAAAUACGCCCGCGAAAUCAAGGACCUGAUCACGAAUUCACCGGCAAACAACAAUUCGAGGCGCCGAUUACCAGUACACACUCAGGUCAUACUUGCGCUAAGAAGCGCAAACAAGCUGGAGGACCUAGCAGAGCAGGCAGACAAAAUCCACGAGAUCAACAACAAAGCACAGUUACUGACCACUACGCUUCCCGGAGAUCAGAAGCCAAAGGAAACAGCCGCCGUACAGCACAGUUCCCAGUCACAAAUAGAGCUGAGACAACAGGUAGCUGCAUUAACUAUGCAGGUAUCAAAAAUGACCAGAGCCCUACAACAGCAGAGAGGCCGUUUCAAGAGCCGAGAAAGAAGAUCAUUCGAAGUCAAUCACAAAGUAAGACACCAGGGGUAUGCUACUACCACCGACGCUUCGGGAAGCAUAAAGCAUACAGAUGUGCACAGCCGUGCACCUUUGAAAAGGAUACAAAAAACGCCGAGGGCAUCCAUUAGAGACGCUCAACAAUGGAUGUCCCAUGAUGUGCCGUCUAUUCAUCACGGACCAACGUACCAAGACAAGGAGACAGGUGCGUACCCCCUGAAAACCGUUCGUUCGCACUUUGCGAAAGAACACGAUACUCCCGGAAGAGAUGCGGCGGGUCCGAGCACUCGCGGCGACAGCGACACCGGCGAGAGUACGAAUACGGGCGUGCGUGCUCGCUCGGUGCCUGCGGCCGCGUCGUCGACGGAGACGGCUGGCGUGAGUCGGAGCCGUGCUGCAAGAUUGCGACAACCCACUGUGGCUCCCACGGCCACUCCAUCGCCGGGGCCAUCAUCACCAUCGAUCAUAGAGUCCCUCUCAUAUGCGGCAGUCACCGCGGGCACAACGACGAGGAGGCCCUCUACACCGACCAUUGUGCAAGCCCGCGGGAGAACUGCCGCGAAGAGCGCCGCGCCAUCACCGAGGGCAGCCCUAUUGGCAGAGGGCCAUAGAAACCCGGCCAUCGAAGACCGGCCAAUAGGAAGGCGGGCCGCUACGAGAAGGCCGCCGAGGACAGCCGCCGCAGUUAAUGGGUCGCCGGUGUUGCAGGGCUCCGUGGGUGGUCUCAAACACGUUCUUCUGCUCUCGGAGCGACGCGAGCUUUUCAGGCCGUCACUCCGAGAGUAUUUUGGGGAUACCAGCAAGCGACAGAGCGAGCUUGGUCCUUGUAAUCGAGAGGAAGCGGGAGUCCCGGCCUCUCGAUUCAAGGCACACUCCAGGCCUCUGUACCGCCCCACGUCGAGUACGCCCAGCCGGGCCAUUCUUCGCCGAGUCGACGACGAAAGCCCGCCACCACGCCGCGGGCAAAGAAAAGGGGGCCACCCUGUCCCCUCGAGGCAAAACGGCCAUCCGCCUCUGCAGGAAGCCCAGGCGAUCAGUCACCCGCCUCUGCAGGAAGCCCAGGCCAGCAGUCAUCCGCCUCCGCAGGAAGCCUCAGCAACGGAGGAGGCCCGAUCGGCCACCUACGAAUCCUCGGCCCCGGCCAACGGUCAGCCGAGGAACGCAAACCGAGGGGAGCACUUCGCCACCAAGUCCGCCGGUCGGGACGCCGACGAAGCCGUUGACGCCAGGGCGAGCGAAGCAGCGCAGCCCCACGAAGCCGCUGACUCCCGGGCGACCGAGGGGUCCCUCCAUCCGGACCUUUCGCACGCCCAGUCGCCAGCCAGCGACGCCGUCAAGGCGCCCACGACCUUCAGAGUCCCCGGGGCGCUUCGCGGACCUCCUCCGGCGGCUGGCACAGGCGUCGCCGGAUCGCAGCCGAUUGAGAACGGCCAUCUCAAUCCCGCUGCAACCGAUUCCACGUUUCCAGCGCAGGCCAUUCGUACAGGACCGGACGAAGGCCCUCUUUAG